This is a messenger RNA of Vanrija pseudolonga, 1971 nucleotides long. RefSeq lists its product as uncharacterized. The record is from RefSeq and is a predicted model, not a curated record. NCBI's taxonomy places the organism in Eukaryota, Fungi, Basidiomycota, Tremellomycetes, Trichosporonales, Trichosporonaceae. The transcript has 5 exons. The coding region runs from base 1 to 1971 and encodes 656 amino acids.
AUGCGCUACAACACCCGUCUGGCCCACCGAAAAGAGCUUGCGAGCAUCCCCAUUGACUUGACGGACCCUGACGACGAGAGCGUCCAAAGCGAGCGUGGUAGCGAGACGAGCCGUCGUGCCAUGAGUCCGCUUGUCAAGAACGAGGCCGAUGACGUGGCGGGGCAUGACGCUCCACACGGCACCAGUUACAGUGAGGAGGACCACGACGGUGCGGGUGACCGUCACCCCGGUAGCAGUGACCCACACACAUCCCACACCGCCGACAACGACACCAAGCCCACCCCGACCACCAGCCGCACACUCCCACACGCCUCCAACGACGUCCACUACCCGACACUCGCAGAGGAGCUCCAGGACUGGGCGCAGGGUGCCGAGCGCGAGGCCAUCCUAACCCAACUCGAGAGCCGCGCGUCCAAGCAAGCGUGGGAGGACUGGCUCGCCGCCAACCCAGAGGGAGAAGUCCACCCGGACCACAUUCGCGACUUUAUGCUCCCCGACCUGGAUCUGCAGCGCGUCUUCGGGAGGCACUUCCCUACCACACCAAUCCACUCCGACUGGUACCACCUUCUGGGCACCAUCCGAGCGAGCGCCAUUGGGCUCUUCAAGCCCUACAGGACAGACGAGACAUUCCAGGAGAGCGCGCGGAACCUCGCACAUGCGCUUGAAGGGCUCGCUGUGCCGCCGACCCUCCGACAGCUCGCGUGCGAGCCGUGCACUGCCGACAGUAGCAUUUGCCUCGUGAGCGCCAUGUCGGGGAAUGAGAAGGGGCCGUGCAUGAAGUGCCUCCUGCUCGGUACGGGUAACUGCAAGGGUGAGGAGGCUGCCGAGUACGCGGCAGUGCAGCGCGAGAGGACGAAGGGGCAGCGUUCCUAUAGCGCGGGAAGCUUCAGCCGCGCGAGCGCGACCAGCUCCACAAACACACCUGCGCUCCCAUUCCCCAACCCCGAGAACAGGAAGAACGCAGAGGAAAGUCCUGGAGCUGCACCACGCCGGAAGAAGGCCGCGAUCAUCAUCCGGCCUGGUCUUUGGAUCGCGAAGCCCAAGACCAACAAGGUGCCCCCCAAGUCCAGCGAGCCCAAGUCCAAGCCCAUCAGCGCGGCGCCCACGUCCGUCCCGAGGAGUUCGGAGGUCCCCAGGAGCUCCGAGGGCAGGUCACCGGCGCCAGGCACUCCGACGUACCAGUGGAUCCUGGACCACCUCCGGCGCCACUUGGACAAGGACGACUCGGAUGACCGCAGGGAACAUGGCGCCUUCAUCUUCACCCGUCUCCAGAGGGCGCUCGCGGACGGGGACGACACCAGCGACACCCUUGGCGAGCUGCGCCGGCACAUGACCUCGCCGACAGAUGAGCUCGACGAGAACCGUCGCCAGAGGGCGCAGUUCGUCAUCAAUUCAUUGGAGGAUGAGAUUUGGAAGGACAGGGCCAAGCGCGAGAUGCCUCCGCCAUCCUCGCCUCAGGGUUCAAGGUCAUACUCAGCCACGCAGUUCACGAGCCCAGCCCCGUCUAUCGACAGGAAGGGCAAGAGGCGCGCCGUAGACACCGAGUGGGAGGAGGACGCCCCGAGUCAUGGCGCGGUCGGCGGUGGCGAUGAAGAUGACGAUGAUGAUCAGUGGGAGGACCCGCGCCUGUUUGACCUCUUGGACGUUGACCACGGCGGUGCUGGCCCGUCUGGGGAGAGUAGCGCACACAACCCAAUCGACUUCACCGAGGACGACGACGACUACCACGACGAUGCCGACAUUCCCGAGGCCAACGGGCCACGGUCGACCGACAGGAAGGGCAAGCGGCGUGCUACAGAUACUCUGAGCGACACCUGGAACGACGUUGCAAUUCAUUUCCAGGACGAGGACGACCGUCUUGACCACAACGGCUUUCAGGAUCACCGGAUGUACGACCUGCGUGAUGUCGACCCCAACGGUGCCGGUUCGUCACGAGCGGCUUCGGGCGCCCGCAAGAAGAGGCGCGUCUAA